Lynx canadensis (Canada lynx) is the source of this 2314-nucleotide messenger RNA. RefSeq names its product lymphocyte antigen 6 complex locus protein G6f-like. The transcript has 6 exons. The coding region runs from base 86 to 994 and encodes 302 amino acids. The record is from RefSeq and is a predicted model, not a curated record. Lineage: Eukaryota; Metazoa; Chordata; Mammalia; Carnivora; Felidae.
ACCGGGGAGUGUGAGUCUUUAUCUGGGUUCUGUUUCCUCCGUGGGGCACCAGGUCCUGGGCAAGAGAACUUGGCAGGCUCUCCCCAUGGCGGUCUUAUUCCUCCUUCUGUUCCUAUGUGGCCCCCCGCAGGCUGCUGCAGACAAUAUCCAGACCAUCUAUGUAGCCUUGGGGGAGGCAAUGGAGCUGCCAUGUCCCGCACCACCCACUCUGAGUGGAGACGAACUCCUGUCCUGGUUCCGCAGCCCUGCAGCAGGCUCCUCCACUGCCCUGGUGGCCCAAGUCCAAGUGGCCAGGCCUGGGAGGGGGCCUUCCCCAGAGCCUGGGAAGUCUGUAAGGGCAUCCAGGCUCAAACUGCUGGGGAACUACUCUUUGUGGCUGGAAAAGUCCAAAGAGGGAGAUGCCGGUCGGUACUGGUGUGCUGUUCUGGGUCAGCACCACAAGUACCAGAACUGGAGGGUGUAUGAUGUCUCCGUGCUCAGAGGAUCCCAGCUAUCCGCGAGGGCUGCGGAUGGAUCCCCCUGCUCCGUCCUUUUAUGCUCUGUGGCCCCUGCCAGACGCCUAGACUCUGUGACCUGGCUAGAGGGAAGGGGUCCUGUGAGGGGCCAUGUACAGUCAUUUUGGGGCGAUGGGGCUGCCCUGCUCUUGGUGUGUCCUGGGGAACAGCUCUCUGAGUCCAGGGAACAUAGACCAAGAAUCAUCAGCUGCCUCAUGCCUCAUAACAAAGGGGUCAGCUUUAGCCUGGCAGCCUCCAUGGAUGCCUCCCCUGCCCUCUGUGCCCGUGCCACGGGCUGGGAUGUAUCCUGGAUCCUGAUGCUGUUGCUUGCAGCAGGUCAGGGGUUCACCAUCCUGGCCCUCAGCAUCAUGCUCUGGAGACAGAGGGUCCAGAGGGCUCAGUGCAGAGAUGCCUCGAUUCCUCAUUUCAAACCUGAAAUCCAGGUCUAUGAGAACAUCCAUGUGGCCCGUCUCAGCCCACCUGCCCACAAGAUCAGAUGAUUUCGAUGACAUCUGCUGGGAAGUGUGACCUGCUGUCUCUCCAGCCAUCUGGCACCUGAAAGAUUCGCCUGAAAACCCUGGCAAGGGGGGAGGGGCUGAGAGUGCUACUUUACAGUCCAGCUGGUCUCCAGCAGUCAAGCUGUGUGUGUGUGUGUGUGUGUGUGUGCACGCAUGCUUGUGUGUUGGGGGGGGGGUUGCUGAAGGAAAGGAGAAGCAUUAUCUUGUGACAUCACCUAUGAGAAAGUGUGGUCUCCUGUUUUAUAAUAGCCAGUGAAGGGGUGACCCUAAGUGCCCAGUCCCAUGGGAUUGAGGGGAGCCUGGGGUAGGGGGCAGGGGGUGUGGAGGGGUGGGGAUGGACAGAGAGGAGACAGAAGAAUCCAGAGACUUGAGCAAUGGUGGAGUAUCAGUCUUGGGGAAACCAAAGGAUAAAUGGAGGAAAGUGAAGAAGAGAGAAGGCAAGGACUCAAGUAAGAGGAAGAGAUGGACAGAGAGAAACAAAUGGAAGCAUCAAGUAGGAGGAUGGAAUGACAGAGAGAAUGGGAAGAAGACUCAGGUGGCCUCUAAAUUAAGCCAGACCACCCCCCCACCUCCAAUCCUUCAUCCCUGCUCAGUCUCAUUUUCCCAGAGAAGAAGGUGAGGGAGAACAGGCACCUUUAAUCAGACCCCAGACUUCCUUGCAUGGAAGGGGAGGGCACUGAGUCAGGAUGAGGGGUGGCUGUGCUCAGCCCCCACCCUGAGCCACCCUCCUUAUCCUAGCACUUCAUUGUGGCAUCCGGAGUGGCAGAGGCUUAUCAACAUCCUGACAUCCUGGGAGCUCCAAGAGUCCCAUGGUAUCUCCCUGGGGAGAGGGAGUGUCCGCAAGGGUGGGCGGGUGGAUUCACUGGUGGGGUGUGUAAUUGGGCCCUGUGUGCUGGGCUGUCAGUGAACCCUGGACAAGUCUGGGCUGACCAAGCAGGGAAGGGCAUUGGUGCUCCCAACUGGUCCACUCCCCGGUCUCAGGCAGAAAGGAGCUGGACUCCCAGCCACAUCCUUUUGUGUGCUCAAGCUUGGACCUCAGUGGAGAAAAGCUUUCACAGGAGUGUCACCAAAAGCCUUCAUGCUACAGCAGCUUAAGCUGACCUGUUAGCAAGGAGGAGGACGGGAAUGACACAGAUGGAGAGUGAGGUGAAAGUUAGGGUUCUAGUCCCAGCACCCCAACCAAACCCACCAAGCAGCUAUAGUUUGCUUUUAGAGAGCACACGCACAUACACACCACACAGAGCAGUCCUAGACUCACAAAUAGCACUUUUAUUAAAUUUACUCUUCAUAGUUCCCCAAGAA